Diaporthe batatas is the source of this 921-nucleotide messenger RNA. RefSeq lists its product as uncharacterized. NCBI's taxonomy places the organism in Eukaryota, Fungi, Ascomycota, Sordariomycetes, Diaporthales, Diaporthaceae. The transcript has 2 exons. The record is from RefSeq and is a predicted model, not a curated record. Bases 1 to 921 code for a protein of 306 amino acids.
AUGGCAGGCCACGACUCGCAGCCUGCCAAGGAGUGGGGCCUAAACCGCCUCCCGCUGGAGCUGCGGCUCAGGAUAUGGGAGGAGACGUGGCCGGGCCCACGCCUGAUCGAGGUGACCCUCCCGCCCGGGGCAGCCACGGCGACAACCACAACCACCACGACGGCGCCCCGGCGCAUCAAGCCGAGCCGGCAGGUGGGCGCCGAGAAGGUGACGGCGUGGAACUCGCGCACGUCCUCGCUCGAGGACGUGUCGUGCAGGAGCUACGCGCACCCUUCGGCGCUGCAGGUGUGCCGCGAGUCGCGGGCCCACACGCUGGCGACGUACCGGGCGCUGCGGCCCUCGCACCCGGCGGGGAGCGGCGGCGGCGGCGGCGGCGCCUUCUACUUCGACCCGGGGCGCGACGUGCUGUGGCUGCACCGCGACCUGAGCCAGUUCGACGCGGGCAGCCUGGGGGCCGUGGAGCGCGUGCUGUUCAAGGACGUCGAGCGCGCCGGCGACAGCGGCGCCGACAAGAAGCAGCGGCGCCGCGAGCUGCUCGAGAUGGUCGAGUCGUCCAUGGGCCGCGUGCGCGAGGUCAUGGUGCUCGUGCACUGGACCAGCAUUGCUGACCUCGACGGCGAUGGGGGUGGGGGUGGUGGUGGUGUGGCCAACAAGACCAGCGAGACCCUCUACGACUGGAUGCAGUACUACAUGUUCAUGCUCGACGAGUGCUGGGACCUGCUCGACCACCAGCCCUGGGUCCUGCAGUUCCUCAGCACGUGGGACGAGUUCGGCGUGUGCUUCGAGUCCCGCGGCGAGGCCAAGCUGUGGGGGGACGCCAGGGAGGGCCCGCUGUACGGCUGCCCGAGCCACGACGUGGUCUACCGGAAGCGCCUGGUCGAGCGUUUCCCCAAGAGAUUCGUCGACAUCCAGAGAAUAUGA